Molecule: messenger RNA, 1102 nt
Organism: Williopsis jadinii
Lineage: Eukaryota; Fungi; Ascomycota; Saccharomycetes; Phaffomycetales; Wickerhamomycetaceae
Exons: 2
Coding region: 221-994 (257 amino acids)
Source: RefSeq, a predicted model, not a curated record
ACAAGUUCCAAGAGAUGAGUGUUUCAUGAUACAUCUCACCAGCAUUUGACAUGAUUGGUUUCUCUCUAUUAUAACAAAAAUCCCAAUAGAGAUGAGGCUGAAAGCAGCAUUGUUGGACCCCCAGAAAAUCAUCUCGAGCGAGCGAACAAAUUUUGCGUGACUCUUUCUUAUGUCACUUUUGAUUUUAUUAACUGGUGGUUAAUUAGAGGAGCUGGUAACAAUGGUAGUACAUUCUGCUGACGAUGAUGAACAUAUGAGACACUCUCAUUGGACGAGUGAUAUGCUGUCUGCAUUGGCAACUCUUGUAUGCGAAUCUGGGAAACAUAGAAAGCCCGGGACGAAUAGAAUGACGCAUGAAGCAUUGGUGGACAUUUCUAACGGAAUGACAGUACAUUUCCCAGAGGAGUCUCAUGUUGGUAAGUUUGAGACUGAAAAGCUAUCAAAGAGACUAAAGAUCAUCGUGGACGAUUAUAUGCUUGUUUUUCUUCCCUUGUCAAAGCAAGAGCAUGUCGUUGGUUACAACCCACAAUUACACCAUUUCGAUGUUGCAUGUGGAAACGAUACUCAUGAAUCAAUCAACUGGGCAAAGUUCACUGUUGCAAAGGUACUCGGUAUUACAACAAAGGCUUUGAGUAAGUUCUUCACUGAGAACUGUGAGUACUUGGAAAUCAUAGUACCAUUUAUUGAGAUUUCUGCGGUGGAGAGACGAGCAGUGCUGGAGAGAAUUGCAACCCUGAAAGAAGAACUCGGAGGAGUGUCGUUCGUCAGUGUGUUUGAGCCCUCGCUAUCUUCAUGGCGUUCAAAAGUGUGCCUGGAUCUCCUCCCGCAGAUGGUGGAUCUCGGGUAUUGUUCUAAUGAUCAAAUGAAACUGUUUAUCAGAACAAACAUCGAUAUUACAUAUCCAGAUUGGAAAGUUAUUCGAAUCCUAUCAUCCAGUGAUCAGAUUCAUGAUAAGUUCCAAAUGUUAGUUGAUCAAAAGCUCAUUGAGGCCUGAUCCACCAACAGCUGCGUAAGCGUACGCAUGCAUCUUGGUAUUGUUCUAUGACUUGCUCCAUGCUGCAUAUUCGUCGUUUACAUGUAUUUACAAUGUUCUUUGCUAUAU